GGCAUUGCUUACGCUGGCUGGCGCACCACUGUUCGAGCUUCUAACGUCAUUGGCAUCCCCUACUCAGCGAGACCAACUAAUUGAUGAAUCGGUUGCGAACUAUAUGGCUGCACUUAGGACUCUCGCUGUCGACUGCAAAUUCGGAGCUGCUUUGGAUCGCAUGUUGCGCAAUCGCUUCGUAUGUGGAAUGAAGGAUGAGGAUCUUCAGAAAAGUCUUCUAGCAGAGGCAGAUUUAACGAUUCAACGCGCGAUGGAACGCGCCACAUCUAGUAAGGCCGCUGCUCACAGCGCUCGGGCCAUGCGAAAUUCAGCUGAGAGCACUGAGUCGAUACACGAAGUGCAGACCAACGCGAUCCGUCCAAGCCGACCCAAUCAGCACCACCAGCCAUGCGAUGGUUGCGGCGGUGCUCACUUGCGGAAACUGUGCCCACAUCGGAACACUGUGUGCCAUGCCUGUCACCGAGCAGGCCAUCUUCAACGAGUCUGCCGGGCUGUAAGAGACCCGGGUCGUAAAGCAUUCAACACAUCGAGUGGCCAUGCCUCCUACCGAGGACCACACAAGCAAAAGCCGAAUGAAGAAAACAAUGUCCACAGCAUACUACCGUUGAUUUGCCCAAAGGAAAUCGUUACAAUAAUUAUAAAUAAACGAAAAUCCAAUUCGAAGUGGAUUCGGGGUCUGCGAUCACUAUGA
Messenger RNA from Drosophila willistoni, 691 nucleotides. RefSeq lists its product as uncharacterized. NCBI's taxonomy places the organism in Eukaryota, Metazoa, Arthropoda, Insecta, Diptera, Drosophilidae. The record is from RefSeq and is a predicted model, not a curated record. The transcript is spliced from 2 exons. Bases 104 to 691 code for a protein of 195 amino acids.